Molecule: messenger RNA, 1148 nt
Organism: Cylas formicarius (sweet potato weevil)
Lineage: Eukaryota; Metazoa; Arthropoda; Insecta; Coleoptera; Brentidae
Product: BAG family molecular chaperone regulator 2
Exons: 4
Coding region: 152-760 (202 amino acids)
Biological process (GO): protein stabilization
Molecular function (GO): adenyl-nucleotide exchange factor activity; protein-folding chaperone binding
Source: RefSeq, a predicted model, not a curated record
AAGCAGUAUAACCACAUUCCCUCCAACAAUUUCUAGAAGCUCUAGAUUUAUUCCAAAUUGUAUGAGCUUGUUUUGUACCAUAAAUUACAUUUAAUAAGUAAAACUGGAUUCCACGCAAUCGGCUUUUAAAUUGGUCGAAGAAGCCACAAUUAUGGACGUAGAUCAAAGCCUACCGACCGCUUCAGGGCUUUCAACUUCUAUUGUACUGCAAACACUUCCAAAAAUUGAUGAAAAUUUAACACAUGAUCCAAAAACUCCAAAAGAAAGAAUAUUAGGUUUGCUGGAUUUACUAGAAAGUCAUGUAGAAAAGUUGAGAAAGGAAGCCAGUCAAUUAGAAGAAGAUAGAGAUCAUCUACUUGCUACUUUGGAUUCUGUUAAAAAUGCAGAUUUAAUGAAUCAACUUAAUGAAAAUGAUGCCGAUGAUGUGUUACGUUACGCUGAUAGAAUCAUGAAUAGGUGCAUGACUGUUGAUGUUCGUGUUUUUACACAACGAGAUUUAAUGCAAGAAGAAGCCCUGUUUCAAGUAAAUCAUUUGAUAGAUAAUCUGGUUAUGGAACUUAAACAGGAUCAUGAGGCCGUUAAAGCUAGAUGUAUUUCAUAUGUCAACGCAUGUUCCUCAGUAAUGGUGGAAGGUGCAAUGGAUAAAAAAUUUGAGUCUGCUCUUUUGGGUUGCACCGUUGAUGAUCAAAAACGUGUGAAAAAAAGGCUUGUAGGUUUACUUACUUAUUUUGAAAAGCUGAGAGUUCAAAAUUUGCAGUAAUUUUUUAAAAUAUAGUGUUUUUAUUACUUAUUUAGGUAACAUUGUUUAAAAAUGGAAAAUUUAAAUUAAAUUUUUUACAUAGUUUUUCAUUAUGUUGUUCAUAUGUAGUAAAUCUUACGUAUACUGCAUAGAAACGAGUGCUUAUCAGAUACUUUAAAGCUAGACAUUUUCUUUUUCAAUUAUUCAACUUCAAAGAAAUUUUCAAUCAAAUUUUGGCAAUUAGCACAGAAAUUUGACAUCAAAGGUAAUUGGGUAUAAAAGGUUUAGUGCUUAACCAAAAAAUAAAUAUAUGCGCGUCUUGUAGCUAGUAAUUGAAAUACUUUGAUAGCAUAAAAAUUAAGUCGUAUUGGCAACAUUUUAUUCCAAUAAAGACACUAUGUGAUUGUAA